UCAGCGCAGGGAAAGGGGCGGUGAGACACGGGGAGCACAUCACCGGCAUUAAAGACGGGGAAAUGGGAGAAUCACAGAACUGUCAAGGCUGGAAGGCACCUCUAGAUAUGAUCCAGUCCCACCCCCUAACAAGACAGGAUCACCGGAGCAGGUGAUGCGGGAACGCGUCCAGGUGAGAGGGAGAGCCGUGACCUCCCAGGGCAGCCUGUGCCAGCGCUCUGCCGCCCGCAGUGCGCAUCAGCUUUUCCUCACGCCGAGGUGAAACUCCUUGUGUUUUAGUUUAUGGCCAUUGCUCCCCGCCCUGUUGCUGGGAAACACCAAAAAGAGUCCGGCACCGUCCUCCUGGAGACAUUUAUGUGCAUUGAUGAGAUGCCCUGUCAGAGGUCUCUUCCCCAGACUAACCAGGCCCAGUCCUGCAAUCUCUCCUCACAAGAGAUGCUCCAGACCCCAAACCACCUUUGUGCCUCCCGGGACCCUCUCCAGCAGCUCCUUGUCUUUCUUGUACCGAGGAGCCCAGAACUGGACAUAUUCACCUCAGGAGGGACUGAAAAACUACUUUUAUUUAAAGAAAAAGCGAAAAAGAGAAUCUGGCGUGCGAGAAGCCUCUGGAUCAGGGUCGAAACGGCUUGAUUACAUUAACAGUAAGGCCAGCACGAUGGUGGCGGUCGGCCUGGCCAUAGCGGCAGCCGGAUUCGCAGGUCGCUAUGCAGUAAAGGCUUUGAAGCAAAUGGAGCCACAGGUAAAACAAGCCCUUCAAAACCUACCAAAACCUGCCUUCAGUGGUGGUUAUUACAGAGGUGGAUUUGAACCCAAAAUGACUAAACGAGAAGCAGCUUUAAUACUAGGAGUGAGCCCUACAGCCAACAGAAAUAAAAUUAGAGAAGCUCAUAGACGGAUCAUGCUUCUGAAUCAUCCAGAUAAAGGUGGAUCUCCAUAUGUAGCAGCCAAAAUCAAUGAAGCUAAGGAUCUACUAGAAGACCAAGCUAAAAAAUGAAUAAGAAAAUGACUCAUCCAGAGGGUUUGUCCCUGCAAAUGAUUAUUUUUGAUAAAUGGCUUAAGAAAAGUUCUAAUAUCAGUCUUUGACUUAAUAUAAAUGAAGCUGGAAAUACAAAUCCAGGGAGGUACUUCCCUCCCCACUUGGCCACUGUUUUUUGGGACUAUGUGAGGGAGUGAAGCUUAAAGAUUUUUUUUCAUAGCUGUUCUUUAUUAAACAGCAAGACCUGCCACUCAGAAAUAUUUUCAGUGCUUGAGAGCAGGAACUUGGUGUGGCCAGUGUGUGUUACCAGGCACAGGUAGACUCACAUGCUGUUACCUAAUUUCUGUUGAACUGGCCCUGUUUAAAGUUCACACUGCUGCUCUUCCAUCUGCUAAAAUUAGCACACUGAACCUGUUUGGGAAGGGGGUGGAAAAACCAAGAGGAUUUAUUGGACAGGAGGAACUGGGGGAGAUGUGUGGUUGUCUCUGCCUGGAGAAAUAAAGUACAAGAAACAAUGUACUCCCUUGUCCUUGCCUUGUGAAAAACAAGGUUGGUUAAGUGUUACUGAUGGAUCUGGAACACCCCAGAUGUUUUUAGUAACUUUUAGUUUGGACAGGUUUUAAUAGCAUUUAAUAAAUUCUGUAUUUGUAAGAGAA
Vidua chalybeata is the source of this 1632-nucleotide messenger RNA. It is a transcript of the gene DNAJC19, whose product is annotated as DnaJ heat shock protein family (Hsp40) member C19. Gene Ontology annotation, biological process: protein import into mitochondrial matrix. The record is from RefSeq and is a predicted model, not a curated record. The coding region runs from base 365 to 994 and encodes 209 amino acids. NCBI's taxonomy places the organism in Eukaryota, Metazoa, Chordata, Aves, Passeriformes, Viduidae. Gene Ontology annotation, cellular component: PAM complex, Tim23 associated import motor. The transcript is spliced from 6 exons. Gene Ontology annotation, molecular function: ATPase activator activity.